GACGCCAGGACUAGAUGAAACCGAAGACAGACACAACGGUUUGCUUUCAAAUCAUACAAUCCGAGGUCUCAAAGUCGAAGAGGGUUAAUCCCCUCCCGUUCCACUGUUGCCCAAGUCCAACCACCAGCGAGAUGGCGGGGACCGUGACCGCGACCGCAACCACGGCCACCACCGAGGUCGGGACCACAGUGACCGCAGCCACCUCCGAGAUGGAGGCCACCGCGACCGCAGCCACCUCCGAGCUGGAGGCCACCGCGACCGCAGCCGCCAUCGGGCCGCCUUCAGCCAUCCCCGAAAGCACAUUCCCUCCAGACCUCCACUUGCAUGUGAUCUGGCGUAAGACUGACAAAUGAUCACUGGCCUUUGUUACCUGUUUUUGUGCAGAAGGCCCAAUCCCUCCAAGCCUCCACUUGCAUGCACUAUUCCACUGCCUGAUUGCUACUGUCUGUGUCCAGUGCACCAACAUCUUCCUCUGCUGCAAUUAUUACCUAUACUCCAGUCAUUUGCUGAACGAACAUAUAAGAAAACGCCAAUCUACAAGGUUGAGUCUGAAGGCCAGUCUCAUCAGCCUAAGUUCACAUGCACAGUGGAAGUGGGUGAUCAACAGUUCUCAUCAACUGGUAGUUUUAGUCGUAAGAAGGAAGCAGAGCAGGACGCUGCGAGAGUUGCUUAUGAGAUCUUGACAACAGUUAGUGAGAGUGACGUUAAGGAGGCAUUUGAGCUAAUUGAUCAGGAUGCAGUUUUCUGCAAAUCAAUUCUCAUUGAAUUUGCUGUCAAGACAAAGACCACUUUGCCCUCUUACUCUGUAGUUUGUGUUUGUCUCAAAAAGCCUUUGACCCUGUUCGCUGCAAUUGUGGUGUUUGAUGGAAAUGCAUAUCAUGGUGAAUCUGCACCCAACAAGAAAGAUGCAGAGCAGAAUGCAGCUCGUGUUGUGAUCAAGUCGAUUUUAGCUAAGCAUGACACUUGUAUGGUGAGAAUUGUUAGAUCGAAGAAACAACUUAUAACUGCUGUCAGAUCUUCUGGAAACACCCCAGCUACUUUUACUCCUAUACAGUUUACACGGCCUGUUUCAUAUGCAGCAUAUGGCAGACCAGAUGAUACAACACCUGUUUUGCCAAAUGAAUCUUCCUCAUUAGCUGUUCAACGAGGCAUCAAUGUUGUACCUGCAGUUGGGACAUCUGUGAACCCAUCGUCAGCAAAUGUAAGUCGCUCAAAGAAGCGCAAGGGCAGAGUUGAAGGAGCAGGAGGCAACGACACAUGGGUUGCCAAGGGUCAUUAACUUCUCAGCCAUCAACAUCUAGGAUCCUGUGGUCAACCUUUUGGCAUUCGAUUCGUCUUGGUACCUCUGCCUGUCAUGUUGUUUGCUCAAACCACUGCAUAUCGUUGUAGGUUGCUUUUUUAACCUUAACUUUAAUUCGUAACCACUGCAUUUUGUAACUGCAUAACAAUUCGGCUGGAUCAGUUUCCACCAAAGAUAUAACGAACGAAUGGUAACAGCCUUUAUCUACGGAAAGAUUGAACA
This is a messenger RNA of Zea mays, 1522 nucleotides long. RefSeq lists its product as uncharacterized. Bases 350 to 1279 code for a protein of 309 amino acids. The record is from RefSeq and is a predicted model, not a curated record. The transcript is spliced from 7 exons. NCBI's taxonomy places the organism in Eukaryota, Viridiplantae, Streptophyta, Magnoliopsida, Poales, Poaceae.